AUGGUGGUAACAAAUGAUGUGGAAUUGCCUACGUUUAGCGAUCUCACGGUACCAGAAGUGGAUUUAACUACUUCGACACUAAUGACAGCAGCGCCGUAUUUGGGCAAGGCUUGCGAAGUCAUCAACAACGAGUACAUGCUGUGCCGCUACGAGCUGAACGACCCGCGGGCAUGCAUCCAGCUCGGCAAAAGGGUCACCGAGUGCACUUUGGACUUCUUCAGGAAACUGAAGAAGAACUGCCUGGAGGAGUUCAACCAAUACGCCGAGUGCGUGGACAAGAGCUCCGGCAAUUAUGCUUUCGGUCCGUGCCGCACGACGCAGGCCGCGUUCGACGGUUGCAUGAAAGACAAACUCAGCAUGGAGAGGCCCGAUUUCGGAUAUUUUACAAGACCAAGGAUACAUUGCAGCCCAAGACCCGCGCCCGAAUCGCCGCCCUGCCCUUGCGCCAAGAAAUUCCCGGAUGCUACACCGUCCCUUCCGGACUCCGUACCGCGUCCACACUCGCGAUUCAGCGGUCGUUUCUAUUGGACUACCGAU
Messenger RNA from Iphiclides podalirius (scarce swallowtail), 537 nucleotides. The record is from the annotation of a GenBank genome assembly. Lineage: Eukaryota; Metazoa; Arthropoda; Insecta; Lepidoptera; Papilionidae.